Molecule: messenger RNA, 624 nt
Organism: Eurytemora carolleeae
Lineage: Eukaryota; Metazoa; Arthropoda; Copepoda; Calanoida; Temoridae
Gene: mRpL51
Product: 39S ribosomal protein L51, mitochondrial
Exons: 6
Coding region: 8-568 (186 amino acids)
Biological process (GO): translation
Cellular component (GO): mitochondrial large ribosomal subunit
Molecular function (GO): structural constituent of ribosome
Source: RefSeq, a predicted model, not a curated record
UUCAGAAAUGUUCCGAAAUGUUGUCUCUGUAUCGUGUAGGCUACAACCGUGUCGGGUCAGCCUAGCACCUGAUGUCCAAGUUAGAUGGCGCUGGCAUAAAGAUAAAUUGGAAAAUAGAACCCUGCAUAGAUGGGGAUAUAAUGACAACGUUAAACAGCAAGGUCCUCUACCCAGACUUAAGAAUGAUUCAGACAGAAUAUCCCAGGUUCCUGUCUACACACCUAAACUAUCGUGGGCAGAACACCGGGCCUUGGCCGGUCAGAAUGAUUAUAUUGAUAUUCUUGGCAAUGAGGAGAUUCAUCCUAGAGAUAUCCUGUAUAAUGUACCAAAGUAUUUAAGAGAUUCGCAUAAAGAAGAAAAACACGUACAGAUGGCGAUCCGACGUAAACAAUUCUUAGAGAAUACUCCUUUUCCUAAACAGUAUCCCAGGAAAUGGGAGAACUGGUGUAAACAGAUUGAUCGAGAUCUGAAAUGGAUGAAUAAUCACGUGAGCCAGAAGUGGUGGGCUAACUACCAAGGAGUUAAGACUGGUCCAGUUCAGAACCCGUUCAAGCCACAGAUUUUCUAGAUUUUCAUGCUUUCUUUCUUUCUAGAUAUUUUACAAAUCAUAAACAAAAUUUCAGA